Zingiber officinale is the source of this 999-nucleotide messenger RNA. RefSeq names its product aspartic proteinase nepenthesin-1-like. The transcript has 4 exons. Gene Ontology annotation, cellular component: extracellular region. The record is from RefSeq and is a predicted model, not a curated record. NCBI's taxonomy places the organism in Eukaryota, Viridiplantae, Streptophyta, Magnoliopsida, Zingiberales, Zingiberaceae. Bases 1 to 999 code for a protein of 332 amino acids.
AUGGCGGUCAUUAGUACCUUCUUUUGCCUCCUCUUACUGAUCUCCUUCGUGCCAUCCCUUGUCACGCAGGACACUGUCUUCGACGUUGAGCUGGUCCACCGUGACUCCCCCCAAAUCGCCACUGGGCUCGGCUUGAGUAAUGAUGACGGGGACUACUUCAUGGGUUUCAAGAUAGGCACGCCAAAUUCGCAAUCUUUGUUGGCCAUCGUCGACAGUGGUGGUGGACUAACCUGGGUCAACAACGUUAGCUGCAAAUGCUUCAAGAAGAAGACCACCAUCCAAUUCAAUCCUAAUGCAUCCCUCUCCUACAAGAAGUUAUCUUGCUUAUCCGAUGAGUGCAAGAGUUUUAGACUGGCUCAUUGCAAUUUUAAUCAAUUGUGCCAGUACCAUGCCACCUUCGGUGAUGGCUCCAACGUUGACAGAAUUUUAUCCUCGAAAACCUUCAGUUUCACCUCAAUAGGUACGAACCAAAAUACCAUCAUUCCAAAUAAGGUAUGCAGUUGCAACUUCCGGUCCUUAAACACCCGAAUUGAUGACCCCGACAGCUUCAUUGGCGGAGCCAAAAGAAGGCCCUUCUUAGGAUGUGGCAAACAGAUGAUCACCAGAAAGAUGACAGUCACACCACUCAUGACGCAAGACUACUUCUACGCCAUGCAACUUCACACCAUCUCGAUCCCGGGUGAGUUCGACAUCUUGCUUACUAGGUUCAAGUUGGGGGCCGGUAACAUCAUCUUUGACAUUGGCACUGUCUUGACUAUGCUCGACACUCAAGUGGUGAACCAGUUAGUGAGAGAAUUGAUGAAUUAUGUUAGCUUGCCGAUUGUGAAGACGGGUGACUACAAAUUGUGCUUUAAUGUGUCCUCGACAGAGCAAGAGGAGCAGUUGCCGGGAUUGUUGUUCUCGUUUGAUGGGACAUUGGGAAACUUCAAGGAAGAUAUUUUGGUUGGACAUUAUCUAGAUAACAUGGAAUUGACCAUUAAAGAGAAAAAUUGCACUUAG